Symbiodinium pilosum is the source of this 996-nucleotide messenger RNA. The record is from the annotation of a GenBank genome assembly. NCBI's taxonomy places the organism in Eukaryota, Dinophyceae, Suessiales, Symbiodiniaceae.
AUGGAGGCCCAAUCGCCCAAAAGUUUGCUCCGCGCGUUCACAACUUGGAACACCUGGGGCGUUCCCUUCGCCUCACCUUACUUGUUCCACCGCUUCGGUAAAUGGCGUGCUUUCCAUGAUAGGCAGCUGCUGACUUUCUUAGGCGAGCAUGCUCCUGAUGCCAUCCCGGGUGGAGACUUGAUAGUUUGCUGCUUUCAGGAGGUGUGGAGCUUUCCGAAAGGGCCGCUGAUGGAAUGUACUGCCCGCAUGGAUCCACGAAAGGUGGGCGAAAAGUGGGAACGGUUUGUGCUUUGCCUCGGCAUCGCAUGCCGCUUGUUGUCCUGCUUUGUUUGGGAUGCGGCACAGAAGCUAUUCGAAAAGAGGGAGCCAGAUGCUCCGCGGAUUGAGUACACAGCGGUUGUGGGGAACAGGGGCAUGUCCCUUGCCUGGAACUCUUUGGUCGACUCCGGCCUUUGCAUUUUUUCAACUCGCGCUCCCAGUGAGAAGGGUUUCCGCGCGUAUCGCAACUACCCAGAUGGUCUUCAUGAAGAGCGGCUGGCCAAUAAGGGUGUGCUGUGGGCUUUUUGGGUGGACGGCUCCCAAGGGCUGUUGGUCCUGAAUACCCACUUGUCGACCAGAUCGGCAGUGAAACUGAGACAGCUUGGAGAACUGGCAGGUCUCUUCACAGAGCUGAAAAGCAGGUUCCUGAGCUCCGCCACCGUGCUCGAAGUCUACGUCUGCGGGGACUUCAACCUGGAUCCCCAGCGAGAUCCUGGUUUCAAAUCUUGGUGCGAGGAGCUCGGUUUUGAGCGCAUCACCACAGGCAAGCCGACCAACGCGUGGCUCAGUGUUGCGUUGGACCACAUCUUCACAUGGCGUUCUGAUAGCCGGAAGAUCUCACGCGUGGUCUCCGACCCCGUCCGUCCAUGGGUCGAGAAAUGCCAAUUUGGCACAUGCCACUGCGAGCGGGAUGAUAUUUCUGAUCACUGCUGGCAGUGCAUGGUGGUGCGCAAGUAA